Porites evermanni is the source of this 9608-nucleotide messenger RNA. The record is from the annotation of a GenBank genome assembly. Lineage: Eukaryota; Metazoa; Cnidaria; Anthozoa; Scleractinia; Poritidae.
AUGCCGAAUAAGAAGAAAAAUAACGCUGCCAGAAAUGCUUUUUACUUUUUUAUGGUAUCUCUUAAACCUCAGCUUGAAAGGCAAGGUGUUGUUUUAGAAAAUGGGAUGCAAUCUUUAGCAGAAAUUGCUGGCCCUCGAUGGAAGGUAUUGUGUUUACAACAUUCUUUUCUCGAGGCUACGUGAGGUCAUUGAAAUUUUUUAUAUUUUAACCUUAACUUUUCAAAGAGAGUUUAUGAUAAAAUAUAGACUAUAACCAUAUGCUGUUAUUUCAAAUUUACCCUAGUAUAUCUGCCCUCUUCUAUUCUCAAAGUAGUAAGUAUUUCUUUUUCAGCACGAGAAGAUUAUCUGACAUUACACAGGAAGGGGCCAUCUUGAAAAACAAGAACCUUUGUUUUCAAUUUCCGGCCGGUCGUUCCUUGACACAUUGGUCUUUUCACUAAAGAAAAUAAGUUAGUGAAGCCGGCAGAAGUGCUUUUUUUCUUAAACUAUUCUAGGGCUACCUGGAAUUGAGGACAUUUUGGUACAAACUUGACUGCAACUAUUGUUUCAGAGCUUUUUUCACAGCUUUGAGUUGCAGAUGAGCAAAUAGUCGACAUGUGUUCACCAAUUUGUUAUGCCCUUGAGUGAAGACACGGAAGCUUUCUGGUCAUUGUGCUUUCUACUUCAAUAAUUUCAUAAAAUAACACAGUUUGUUUUUUUUAUAUUUACUCUUUUGUGUCCAGUCAAUUACUAAUACUGCUUUUUUUAAUGAAAUGUUUUCAGGAAUUACCAGAGCAUGAAAAAGAAGUUUACCAGGAAAUGGCACGCCAGGAUAAAGCAAACAAGAAGUACCGUCCAGUGAGAAAUGACCGGAUGGACUGCACUGGAGAAUAUAUUUCAGUAUGAUAAUACAGCACAACCUACAUCGCUCAUCAUUUUCACUUUAAUAUUUAUAGAUCAGAUCCUAAAUCAGAAUUUUAAUAUAAAACAAUCAUAUUAUGUGGAGUAGUGAAAAACAAAUAUGCCCAAAAUGUGUAAGUACAGUGGCAGAACAUUUAUCUGAAUGGUUGGUAGUUUCUUGGUGUUGUGGGUGGGUGCAGUCACCAAAUGACACAAUACAAAGAUUGAAAAGACACUCAACGCAGGGGUCGCACACACCUUGAAAGUCAUUGAAAGUCCUUGAAUUUUAGAAAAAUGAAGGCCUCGAAAGUCCUUGAAUAUUGCAGUCGGUGCUGGAAAGUCCUUGAAUUUUGGUGCUAACUUUAUCCAACACAGAUUCUCAAGUGCCUGACAAGAGCAAACAUAGAAAGACCUUCAGGAUAAAAUUGCUCAUGUUGUGGAAGAACUGAAAAAAGCCAUAGACUCAAGACUCUUUUUUUCACAGCUGAAUGGAGUCCUUGAAAAAUGGGAAAUGUGUCCUUAAAAGUCCUUGAAUUUUUUGUUCAAAAAAGGGUACAAAACCUGUUAACUAUACCCACAUCACAAAACAAAAGUGAACAAACAAUGAUUUCUGCAGCACCAAGAAACACCGGAAUGGUUGUACUUGAAGAACUGAGGAUUACAGUAAACAAAACAACCUCUCCACCUGCAUUAUGGGCAAAAUUUGGACAGACAUAAGUUGAUGGUUAAUUUUAUCCUUAGCUUCAUUGUUAUUUUCCAUUUUUUGUGACAUGUGUUUAAGAUAAUGACAAAAACAAAAAGUGAAAAUUUGAAAAACAGUAAUUUAUUGGAUAGCCUGAACUCAGCUUUCUGCUCUAGCGCUGACACAAAACAAAAAAAGGAAAAUUUGAAAAAUAGUAAUUUAUUGGAUAGCCUAAAAUUCAGUAUUCUGCUCUAGCGUUCGUUCUAUUUCUGGAUAGAAAUUUUGGACCACUCUGUCUCAAUACAUAUAAACCUUCUGAAAGCCCAGAUCUUAUUUAUUACCAAGUUUAAUUGAAUUUAUAAGGGUCCCUGCCCCCUUUAUUUUAUUUUGGAAGGGGACAGUAGUGAUGAUUGAUUUUUUUUAUUAAACCAUACAUUCUGGUUGCUAGAUUUGUAAUUAGGCCUUAAGUGACUCCUGAUCUAACAUCAAAUUCUUCCCUUGAUUCAAAAGCACAUACAGUACAAAUGGAAGGAUAAUCUAGCCGUUAAUCAGGCAUAAUAAUAUUUUGUUCCAGACAUUUCACCUUGAGAGUGAAGUAAAGUAUUAUUAAUAAUUUUAAAUUUGUUGAAUUGUCAUUCCAGAAACGUGUAGAUACUGUGAGUCUUAAUGACAAGCGGCGCAAGGAAGAACGAGAAGAAGUAAAGCGGCAGUGGACUCCUGGGAGAGGUAGUUGGAGAAACUUGUGUGUCUUCUUUUGUGCAUAAAAACAACCCUCCAAGUUGCGACCAUUUUAGUCGCCAUGGCGCCUAAAAUUUUGAAGCUGGUGGCUUGAUUUGUAAAAAAGUCUCCCUAAUCCAAAAGAAUUGGUCGCCAAAUGGCGACCAAGCAAAAACUUUAACUUGGAGGGUUGUAAGAACUUAAGAUAUUGAUUGGCUUUGUAAUACUCCUAACAUUAUAAACCCUUUAAUCCCGAAGAUCCAAAUGUGAAUUCUAUUUCUCUUAAUACCCAAGGGAGGGGGUACUCCUAGGAAUUCUUGGUAGGGGUGUGCCACCCAGUUCUUCAAAUCCUGACCCUAUUUCAGACCAAACAAUGUCAUUUUUCACACCCAUGUUCAGACCAGGCCUCUAAAAUUCAUACCCAUUUUCAGACCCUGGCUCUAAGAAAUUAUGUCAUUAUUAAUAAGAUAAAAGAUUUCUUAAAAUCCACUUCAAAUUCAUAUAUUGCCAGUACUCUUUCUUUCUCAGUAUUCAUUUGGAACUGAAACAAGAAACAUGUUCCAACACUCCCAUAUAUCUCUUGAAAACCAUACCCGAUUCCAGACCAAAAUGGGCAAAAUGUAUACCAGUUUUCGGAACAAAAUGAUGCAAAAACCAUACCCUUUGGGGCAGCACAUACCUAUUAUGGAUUAAUAGGCUAUAACAACACCUUUAAUCUGGAGUUUGUCCAUCUUUUACAGCUGUCUGUGAUGAGAAAUUCUACAUGGUUGGGUUUAUGUCUUAUUAUGACAUUCCCAAUGAAGGCUACCUUCCAUGCGAGCUUGGUGCUGUGGAAUAUUCUCUUAAUGGAGGCAUCUUACGCAGGCUACAUUUCUUUCUGCCACCAGGUUAGUUAUUAUUAUUAUUAUUAUUAUUAUUAUUAUUAUUAUUAUUAUCAUCUGAUAAAACACAGACCAAUCAUGUCUCAGUCAUGAUGAUGAUGAUGAUGAUGAUGAUGAUUGCUUCUCUGUACCAUUACGUCAUUUGCAUGAUAGCAUCAUUUUGACUACAACUACUCAAAACUUUCAGGGUUUUUUUUCUUUGUGCAAGCAGAUUAGCUUUGCUUUUUUGUAAUCAAACCUUAAUAAGAAUAGUAAUAAAGGAAGCAGGUUGUUGAAGUAAAACGAUGCCAUCCUUAAAUGGUAGAGCUGUGCUACAUAUCAUCAAAAGUAACUGAGAAAGCUAAAAGACCGAAAAUCGUUUUUUGUAUUAUUGUCUUUAGCAACUAAUGGAAGUGAUUUCACUUCCUUUUUCCCAAGCUUUUGUCAUACAAGAAGGCAACAUUUAGUCUCAAAUUUGAGAAUGAAUUUAUAAAAUCAUUAUUUUUCAUUUCUUAAUCUGCACUGCACUAUUAUUCUUUAUUUAACUUGUGGUACUGCAUAAACCAUACUAGAUGUCUAUUUGAAAGACUGAUUUCUUUUUCCAUUAUCUCCUGUAGGGGAAAUAAAAAUGGGUUUACGAUAUGCAGCCAUGAGUACAAGUAAGUCCUACAGUAGAAUUCUAUUCAGAAACUGUCACAGUACCUUGGAGUCAAACUUUUCCACGGUUGCCACUUUGGAAACAGUGAUAAGCCCCAGGGGUACCCCCACAGAUAUGCUAGACAGGUAUAUGCAACCCAGUGGGGCGCAUAGUUUCUGAGGUUCUCCAUUCUUAAAUAGGGGUAUCAAUUUUGCCCUUGUUGGCGUUGUGUUCCUGAUGUGAUCCUUAGAUGGGGUACCGUUAUCAUACCAGCUAAAUAUAAAAUUCAAGUACUUGAAUGCCUAGCUACAUGAGAAACAAAUCAUCUGUUAAAACUCAACUUUACCCUUAGGCUGGUGGAUUUUUAUGUUUCAUUGAAAUUUAAGGUCUUCUCUUUCCCUUGAAUUGGGUGUCAUUUUUCAGGUUAUAGCUUUAAAUAGGGUAUCAUUUUUUGUUUUUUUUUCAUCUUGAAAUAGGGUCAGAAUUAAAGACCCUGGGCGGCACAACCUAUCUAAAUGUUAUUGGAGUUCAGUAUUCCCCCCGCCCGCCAGUUGAUAAGUGGACAAAUUUGUGACACCAAAUUUUGGUAGCCCAUUCGAGGCAUUCCGAUCGUUGAACACCAGUAAAAAAUUGGCAGGGGAAAAUAUAAGGGGAGACUAGGGUAAAGAAGUCUCCCCUCAUUAAACUGUGGUUACUGUAGGUUGUCAGGAGCAUUGUAUGUGAUGAAGGUCUAGGACUUAAGUGACAAUUUUACAUUUUCUGUUUGUUAGGUGAAAGGACCCACCAAAUACCCAUUGAGGGUUUGGCAAAGAAGGAAGACACCUUUCGGAAGAUCUGGCUUGAACUCUUACGAUUUGUUAAUCCAGAACAAACAGCCAUUUUCCCUCCUGUGUACUGCAGGGUAAGCUGAUGUACAUGUAAAAUUUUCAUUUCACCUUUCCCACCUGAGUUUUGUUUAAAAAGCAUAACAAAAAUAGAGCCUGAUGUCAGGUUAAAUUUCUGAGCCCCUGUUAGGGUAAAAAUUCUGAUAAACGACAUGGCCCAAAACAGCAACAUAGGACAUCAGAAAUAACCACAAAUGACACAAAGAUGGGUUAAAUACCAACAGGGAUGGAGAAAAGCACAAAUACGAUAGCAUAAUACUGACAGCAACAUGGCUUGCUCCUCAAUACGCAAAACAACUGGUUUUGAAAGUCAGACUAAGAACGUACAUAAACCCCCUAAGAGGGCAUCGUUACUGGUACAUUUUACUUUUCUUCAUAACUAAUAAUCUUUAUGUGUGUUCUUGUUAGGUUUCAGAAACAAAGCAGACAGAGUACUGUCUGCAUUAUUUGGCAAGAAAGGCAGGUAGGUUGAGGGAAAAAGCCAUCUUUCAAGUGCAUCAUGCAUCAUAAAUAUAGUAUAUUUAUAUUUGUGUCACACAGACUGAUGCCUUUUUAACUAAAUCUAUAAAAACGAGCCCAAUUAUAAAAAGUUCAGGAAACAGUUCACUCACAAAACUGAUCAGAAGAUGCCCCAUUUUGAUGGCUGUUAAUGAUAAAAAUAGCCAUGCCAUGGAAGGCGUAUAUCACUCUAUUAAGGUACAGCACAGUUGCUCGUUUGCCUUGGCAUGCGCUAAUAAUCAUGUUACAUCUUUGAUGAAAAUGGUAGGUCGUUUGAUGUGGAAAUGAAAAGCUAGAAAAGUCUAAGAAGAAAUAUUCAAGAUCUCAAAAAGUAAAGCUAGAAUAGAUGAAAAUUUUACUUGUACAUAUAAAUUUUGUGCAGAGCUCAUUAGAGGACAGGAAUUAAUUUAAAUUAGACAACAUGCUUAGAGUCAACACAUGUUAAAGUAACAUGAUUCUUGAGGAUAUUGUUGCAACUGAUUCUGAUUAUAGAGAUGCCAAAUAAACUGAAGAAGGUGUACGAGCUGGAAGGUUUGGUGUGUGAUCUUCACACCCACUUCACUGCUGAGUCGGGAAGUAUGAUGGGGAUAUCGAAAUCCAAGGCAACAGAGCUCAUAUCCAGUACCAUUUUUGAUUAUGAACCGAAUUCACGGUAUGUUCCAAACCUCUUUGUUAUGAUGACCAACACCAAAAAUUCUAAGGCUUAAUCCUAAUCUUAUUUUGUGGUCACACCAUACAAUUUUGUCUUUCGGGUGUUUUUUUUUUUAAUUUUAUAGGUCACAGAAAACUUUUUAUGUACAGAAGGAAGUUAUAUAACAGAGUAUUAUCUUGUUUCAAAGGAUGUUUGUACAAGAUUGUUUCUAAGUGCUUGGGAUUGGUUGGUCGUCACUAAAAAAAUUGCCUAUGGCAAGGCUUUUGCCUUUUACUAAGGCAAUAACAAAAAAAUUAAUACUAUAACACAAAUUAACAAAAUGACAAACCUACCAGAUAGUUCAACCAUUUCUGAUGUGACACCAACUAACCCAGUCCCCAAGCACGCUGUCAUCUUGGAAGGUUGUGGCUCUAGUGAGUGAUGAGGGAUUAAACAUGUUUGAAAAACAGGCAAACAUGUUUUGAACAGCUGUUUAUCUUAAGGCCUUCUUUUUAGCCGUAAUUUUUCAUUUUAGAAAAUUUCCCUUGUAUUUUCUCCUUUUUUUCCAGUUUUCCUUUUUUUUCAAAAGUUUUCUUUUUUUUCAGAUGUGAUUGGCAUGAGAAACAUGAGGUUAAAUUCUGUGCAUUGGGAACUGUUCAACGCUACUGGUGAGAAAAAAGCUUUUUGCUGGUAUACCUACAAAUUCUCCAGACUGAUGCCCAUACAUUUCCUUAAUCCAUUUGCCCCGGAAGCGCACAUAAUUUUGCUUUCUGCGCAUACCUGAACUUCAGAAGGUAAUAUUUUUCAUCUGGGUCAGAAGACUGCAAACUGUUCAACCGGUAAACGGCUUUUUGGUAAGUUUUAGCUCUUUAUGGCCAGACAAUAACCAGAAAAAGGCGUGAUUAGCUUCAAAACAUGUUUUAGGAAAAAUUGCCUGGGCUGAAAGGGUUAAAGGAUAAGUUGAAGAAGAACUUAAUGACGGAUCAAAGCAUUUUGUUACAUGGAUAUUGUUGGGAGAAAAUUGAUUUUGGUCACUCUUCGAACUUAAGGGUUAAAUGAUCACAUCCAAGCCUUUGUUUGUGUAAUAUUAUUUUCAAACCGUUAAAUGCAUUUCUCUUCCCAGCUACUGUAUGUCUGAUUUCUUAUGUUCUGUUUACGGAAUACAACUAACACCAAAUCACCUGCCAGAGAGACCAGAGGGAGACUUCUGUGCUGUAGUUAAUGCACCAGAACACAGCAGGUUGUCGCAACAGGACACCCAACCAAGAGGUGGGAGAUGGCCAGUGGAAGAUAAUGGACCUUUUGCCUCAAGGGAUUAUCGCUAUUCCAAUGGAGGUGCCAGCAAUCAAGGUACACAAGACUGAUUACUAUUAUUAUUCAGGAUUUCUGAGCAACAAGAGUCAGUCCAGCAUAGCAAGUUUAUAAUACAGAAACUUUAUUCUGUUAAUGGCAGAACUAAUGUAACAGUGCCUUGCCUUGCAUCUUACAGAAUUAAAGUAAAAAAGUUGGUUUUAUUAACUCAGAUGAUCAAACCAACUUUUUUGUGUGUUGCUUCCCUUCCAAGACAGCAGCUCAGGUGUAUACGCUAGAUUAUAAAAUAACUAAGAUGGUACGUGCAUUCUGACUGGUUAAAAACCUGUGGUUUAUUGUGCCAGUAAACUCAUAGAAAACUUAAAGUUAUUUUAUAAAAGCCAUAGACCACAAUUUCUAUGGGUUUACCGGCGUGAUAACCCACUUGGGAUGUUGGGAGACACUCGAAAAGCUUGUAAAUAACUCGCCUUCGGCUCGUGAUUUACAAGCUAUUCUUGUGUUCUCCCAAAAUCCUGUGUGGGUCAUCAAGCCGAUAAACCCAUCAAAAGUGUGGUCUACUGCUUAUUACAUUUUGAGCCUGAUUUUUCUGGUGUUGUUAAAAAAAAUGUGUAGGACAGAACCUGAACAUUUGAAGGGGUUUUUGAAGGGGCUUGGAUCAAUUUGACAAAAGAAAAUUAUGUUAGAACUAAUAAAUUUAUACUGUUUAGCUUAUUUUGAAAGAUUUGAACCCAGGAGUCAUUUCAUAACAAAAUGUCAGUCAACUGUCAGUCACUGUCAUCAAUGGUCAAAUUCAGGACUUCUUUCCCCAGAUGAUCAUGCUUAGCCUACUUAUUUAUCUUAUUAUACCAUAAAAUUCCAGAAAUAAGCCCUGGGGCUUAUAAUUUUCAAAGGCCCUUUUUGAGGGGCUUAUUUUUGGAGGGGCUUAUAUAAUAUUUCGGAGGGGCUUAUCUAUGAAGAGAAAUUUGCGUUUCAAAAACGAUUGGGCUAGCCUUAUAUAGUUGGAAGUAAAUUUUACCGUUUUUGCUUUGUUUUGCAAUUUUCAAGUACAAGGGGAUGGGCGAUUUAACGGAGGGUUUUUUGCGUUAAGAGUUUGGGGGGCUUUUAUUUGGAGGGGCUUAUACGUGGAGGGGCUUAUUUUCGGAAUUUUACGGUAUUUUUCAAUUCAAUGUAAUGCUCAACAGGGACCUACACUCGUUCAGGACCCACAUAUGAUGAACAGAGUCUCUAUGAUGAUGACGAUGAUGAUGAUGAUGAUGAUGACAGAAAAUAUGGUAGACAUCCACCACCACAGGCCACAGUUGCAGCUUGGAACUUCCAGCCACAAGCUUCUCGGCCUCUACCACCAUCAUCAGGACUCAACAUGGGUAGGGGACGUGGAAGAGGGCGGGGUCUUCAAUCCAGUCAGCCUCUUCGGAGACCAAAUCUUCCUGGCAUGGCAAGAGGUACCGCUGCUGCUGCUGCCAGUCAAGGUGAGACAACAGCAGGCAUGUUUGGUCACCAUUGAAGUAGUUGAAGCUUCACCAGUGCCUGCUUAAUAGAGCUUUCUGGUAAAUAUGGGUUUGUUCUACUUAAAACAUGGUGAGAAAUGUUUGAAACAUACUGAGCUAUGAAUAUAGAGAUGAUGCAAUAGUUUUGUUUAUUGCGGUGGAACCUUGAAAACAAAACAAGACUGAUUCCCCCUUCCAGUCAACAGUAUCUGUGCUUCCUUACAAGAAUGGUUGCUUGCAGAAAUAUAUAAAUUAAUUUAGGGUUGUUAUUUUUUUAAGUACCGGUAGUAAUGCUUGCUUUUUUACCUCAACUUCAUUGCAUUUUUUUUUAUCCACAGAUGCAUCUUGGAGCAGCAUUGCUGCCUCUGAAAAGGCACCACCUUCCACAGACAGCAUUCCAGCAUGGGCAAGGGCAGGACCACAGCCACUCCCUGGUGGACGAGGGGCAUUAAGAGCCCCUGUCACCAAACCAAAAGUCUACGCUGGAGCGAUGAAUCCCCCCGCCCCAGGACACGCCCCUAUGCCCCCACCCGCUUGGCAGCAGCAGCUAGCCUGGCAGGGAGGAGGACGAGGCAUAACAUCCCAGAUGAAUUCUUUAAAUAUUAAUGGCUAACAGUGCAUUUCAGACCUUUCUGUUAUUUCUUGAACUCUUGAUUUUAUUUUUCGUAUUUAUUAACUUUUUGGCUUCUAGACAUAUCUGUGAAUACAUGAAACUAGUUUGUUGUGACUAUUCAAAUAGAAGUUUCCUGAAGGGCUUUUGCGAUAUAACUGAAGCAUAUAUUUAAAGAUUUGUGACAUUCACAAUCUGUAGAACGUUACUUUCUAAUGGUAGUGUUUUUAUUUUAGUAUGAAAUUUUAAGUUUCCUUGAAUUAUUAUGGUUUCAUGAAGAUGAUGAUGAUCAUAGUGGUAGUGUUGAUGAUGAUGAUGUGAUGAUGAUGAUGAUGAUGAUGAUGAUGAUGAUGAUAAUGAUGAUGAUAAUGAUGAUGAUGAUGAUGAUGAUGAUGUGAUGAUGAUGAUGAUA